Molecule: messenger RNA, 2120 nt
Organism: Hylaeus volcanicus
Lineage: Eukaryota; Metazoa; Arthropoda; Insecta; Hymenoptera; Colletidae
Gene: GluRS-m
Product: probable glutamate--tRNA ligase, mitochondrial
Exons: 9
Coding region: 491-2038 (515 amino acids)
Biological process (GO): glutamyl-tRNA aminoacylation
Molecular function (GO): glutamate-tRNA ligase activity; ATP binding; zinc ion binding
Source: RefSeq, a predicted model, not a curated record
GGUUAAUCUCGUUUCGAUACGAGAAGCCUGCAACUUAUUAUUGUUACGCAUAAGAGCAGGUUAUACCUUUCUGAUCUCACGUUAUUUUAUAAAAAAAAUAUACAAUCCAUCUUUCAAUUGAUUCUUCCAGAGUCAGCUUCUAUUUAAAUUUAUUUAAAACACCAAACCACAGCGAUCGAAACAAAAAAUGUUUUUCGAUAAAAUUAUAUACAUCGCGCGCAGAAUAUCACAGCGUAAAAAAAGUGUCAUCGUUGAAAUAAAAGUUUUCGUGUCAGCAUUUCGAAAGUUACACGAAAGCGUGUCAUAUUUAACUCGCAAUUUUCAAAGAUAAUUAAAAAGUAAUUAUCUUUCGUACAGUUUCGAGUAGAGUACGUAUUUCGUAUAUUUCUUGUAAUCAUAACAGAAAUCGUACGAGACAGUUCCCAACAUAUUUAAGAUGCAUUUCAGUUAAGAAAAGUAAUCGCGGUUUCAUUGGAUAGAUUACUUUGAUAUGAAUAUUUCCGAGAAAAACUGUAGCAGAACCAGGGAAAAGAAUGACAGGUGUCCCAUGCGGAUUAAAGCGAAGGAGGGAACGGAAAGGAAACCGACGCGCGCUUCGGUGCUCGGUUUAUUGCACCUGGGUGGUUUACGUACAGCAUUAUAUAAUUAUUUAUUUGCUCGUGCAAAUAAUGGAACAUUUAUCUUAAGAAUUGAAGAUACGGAUCAAAGUAGAUGCGUACCUGGAGCAAUAGAAAAAAUUCAAAACGAUCUAUUAUGGUCUGGAAUUAUAUCUGACGAAGAUCCCAUAAGAGAAGGACCCUAUGGGCCAUAUAUACAGUCAAAACGACUUGAAAUAUAUAAAGAACAAGUACUUAAACUUUUAAGUAAUCAAUCUGCAUAUUACUGUUUCUGCACAGAAAGCAGACUGCAGUUAUUGCGAAAAGAAGCUUUGAAGUGUGGACAAGUACCUAAGUAUGAUAACAGAUGUCGACAUUUGACUAGCAACAAAGUGAAAGAGCUCCUUGAUAAGGGACAUCCGCAUUGUAUCAGAUUCAAGUUAUCUUCUGAACCUGAAUGCGUCAAUGAUAUAAUAUACGGUAAAGUAGUUCACGAUGUCGCGCAACUCGAAGGAGAUCCAAUUAUUAUUAAAACGGAUGGUUAUCCGACCUAUCAUUUUGCAAAUGUCGUCGACGAUCAUUUCAUGAAAAUAACCCACGUUUUACGAGGAAUCGAAUGGCAAAUAUCUACACCUAAGCAUUUAAUGAUGUAUAAAGCAUUUAAUUGGACUCCUCCCAUUUACGGCCAUUUACCUCUAAUACUAAAUGCCAAUGGAACAAAAUUAUCAAAAAGGCAAAACGACAUAAACAUCGAGUUUCUUAGAAAAGAAGGAAUUUUUCCAUUGGCAGUUAUAAAUUAUGUUAUACACGCUGGCGGUGGUUUCGAUAACAAAGGAGGUGUUACAUAUAUUAAUUCUUAUGAAGAAUUAAUUAAACAAUUCGAUAUGUCUCAAAUAAAAGUGAGUUCUAAUAAACUCAUACCCGAGAAAUUAUUGCAAUUUAACAAACUGGAAAUUUCUAAACUGGUAGCGAACGAAAAAAAUAGAACAUUUUUAGUUGAAAGAAUUCAAAAACUAGUCAUAGAAGCAUUUCCAGACAGGAAAAAUGAUGGAAGUUUACAAUUGGACGAGGAUCAUAUAAUGGCAAUAUUGAAAUGGGGACAGGAAAGAAUAUAUAAAUUAAGUGACCUGGUAUCACCAAAUUUAUCCUUUUUAUGGAUUGUGCCAACUGCACCACUAGAUGUUACACAAUCAGGAUGUUUAGAUGUACUUAAACUGUUUACCACGAAAUUAACCGAAACCGAUACUCCAACAUACAACAAGGUAUGGAUUAAUGGUUACCUUAAAGAAUUAGCUAACGAACAUACUAUUCCAUUUCCGAAACUAACGCAAGUUUUACGCAGAAUUCUUAGUGGUUUGAAUGAGGGCCCACCUGUUGGCGAAAUGAUGGAAAUUUUAGGAAAAGACACUACGUUAUCGAGGAUAAACCGUUACAUUUCUUGAAGCUAAUCUUGUGAUCGAAUAUAUUUCUAAGUUUAUACGAUGUAUUUAAUAUAUUUAUUAAAUAUAAUAUUUUUACUUUGAA